This is a messenger RNA of Hymenoscyphus albidus, 438 nucleotides long. Lineage: Eukaryota; Fungi; Ascomycota; Leotiomycetes; Helotiales; Helotiaceae. The record is from the annotation of a GenBank genome assembly.
AUGGGAAACCUCUGCGGCAAAGAAUCCCCCGACCCCUUUGCGCAACCCGGCCGAACCCUCGCCUCAGCUCCCCCUCCACCAGCGAACCCCACCGCCCCUCUACCAAAGAAAGUCAGUGGUCCUCGCACAUUGGGGUCGCCCGGGACAAACGUUGGAGGUGGUUCUCAGCAGCAGGAAGAUGCGAGAAGGAAAGCCGCGAAAGCUGCCGAGGUACGCGCGUAAAAUUGAGAUAUGGUAUCACCGGUUGGGUAAUAGAAUGCUAAUGAAUGGGUUCUCUAGGAGAGGGCGACUGCUGGAGGCAAACCGAAGGGGAAGUUAGCAAGCCAGCUAGAACAACAGAAAAAGCAGACCAGGAGUGAAACUCUGGAGGAAUCGAGUAGGGAUACAAGACGCAUGAGGGAUGCCGACGCAGCGGCAGACACACGAGCAUACAAUUAA